Molecule: messenger RNA, 2590 nt
Organism: Nannospalax galili (Upper Galilee mountains blind mole rat)
Lineage: Eukaryota; Metazoa; Chordata; Mammalia; Rodentia; Spalacidae
Gene: Phactr3
Product: phosphatase and actin regulator 3
Exons: 13
Coding region: 371-2032 (553 amino acids)
Biological process (GO): actin cytoskeleton organization
Molecular function (GO): actin binding
Source: RefSeq, a predicted model, not a curated record
CUCCCCGAACGUUCCUGGACUUCACCCCCUGCCCCAAGCACGCUAAAAACACUGACAAGAAAAAGUUUUUAUUUCCCGGUUCAACUUUUUUUUCCCCUGGAAUAUAAACUGAAGAAUGGGAAUAAACACGGAUAAAUAACAAAGCGAGGCCGCGCGCGCCGGGAUGCGCCUGGCUGCAGCCCGCAGGGCUAUUGUCUGCCCGCCCUGAAGCCGGCCCGCAGGCUUCCCCGGUCCUUCCCUUCCCUGGUCCCCUUUGCUUUUCCUUUUGAAAAAGACGCCCCCCUCCAGCCCCCUCGCCGGUGACCUUGGCCGCCUCGGAUGCUCUGAUUCCGCGCGUCUCCCUCCAACUUGCUCCCGCGCCGCCGGGCCCAUGGCCGCAUCCGAGGACGGGAGCGGAUGCCUUGUGGCGCGGGGACGCUCGCAGAGUGACCCCAGCGUCCUCACCGACUCCUCGGCCACCUCCACGGACGCCGGGGAGAACCCAGAUGAGAUGGACCACACUCCCCCAGCACGCUCCGAGCCUCUGGUCUCAGGGACCCGCACACCCCCAGUGCGGAGGAACAGCAAGCUGGCCACCCUGGGCAGGAUCUUCAAACCCUGGAAAUGGAGAAAAAAGAAAAAUGAGAAGCUAAAGCAGACGUCAGUGCUGGAGAAGAAGAUGGCCAGCAGGCAGGGCCGGGAGGAGCUCAUCAAACAGGGGCUGCUGGAGAUGAUGGAGCAGGAUUCUGAAAGCAAAGCGUGCAGUCCCAAUGGAGGCCCCCGACCCACGCAAAGCGAGACUUCCACUGCCCAGCAGGAGACGCUGACCUCGGAGGGUGUGCAGCCCGGAAGCCCCUUGGCCAGCGGGUCUGACCAGGCCUCCCUGGAUGAGCUGCUGUCCUCAGAGGCCCAUCUGGAUGAUGCAGCUAAGAUGCCGUCUGCAGCCAGCGGGGAAGAAGCCAAUGCCGGCAGCCUCCUGCCCACCACGGACGAGCUCUCUCAAGCCUUAGCUGGGUCUGACCCCCUGGACAGUCCUCCCAGACCCCUGGAGAGAUCCACGAGCCCCCCACUGCUGCCCACCCCACCACCCAAGACCAGCUGCAAAGCCACAAAAAAUAUCACAGGUCAGGCUGUGCUCUUCCAAGGCCCCAGCAUGAAGAGUGCCGACCCAGCCCUCCGAGGACAGCUUGCCACCCCCACGGGGUCUCCCCAUCUCACCACUGUCCACAGGCCACUGCCUCCCAGCCGCGUGAUCGAGGAGCUACACAGGGCGCUGGCCACGAAGCAUCGUCAAGAUAGUUUCCAAGGACGGGAAUGCAGGGGGUCUCCAAAGAAGCGGAUGGAUGUGCGUCUGUCAAGGACAUCUAGCAUGGAGCGAGGCAAAGAGAGGGAAGAGGCGUGGAGCUUUGAUGGGGCUCUGGAGAAUAAGCGAACUGCCACUAAAGACUCGGAGGAGAACAAGGAGAAUCUGAUCCUGAACUCGGAGCUCAAGGAUGACUUGCUUCUGUACCAAGAUGAGGAAGCCCUCAAUGACUCCAUCAUUUCUGGAACACUGCCUAGGAAAUGCAAGAAGGAGCUGCUGGCGGUGAAGCUGCAGAACAGGCCGAGCAAGCAGGAGCUGGAGGACAGGAACAUCUUCCCCAGGAGGACGGAUGAGGAGAGACAGGAGAUUCGGCAGCAGAUAGAGAUGAAGCUAUCCAAAAGACUGAGCCAGAGACCUGCUGUGGAGGAGCUGGAGAGAAGAAAUAUCCUGAAACAAAGGAAUGAUCAGACCGAGCAGGAAGAAAGACGGGAAAUCAAGCAAAGACUAACAAGAAAGCUUAAUCAGAGACCCACUGUUGAUGAAUUAAGGGACAGAAAAAUUCUGAUACGCUUCAGUGAUUAUGUGGAAGUAGCAAAAGCGCAAGACUAUGACAGGAGGGCAGACAAACCCUGGACGAGACUGUCAGCAGCAGACAAGGCAGCAAUUCGUAAGGAAUUAAAUGAGUAUAAAAGUAAUGAAAUGGAGGUGCAUGCAUCCAGCAAGCAUUUGACAAGAUUCCACAGGCCAUAGAGAUUUUCUUCUGAGAAGAAUUUGUGUUUAAUUUUUGAUACCAACACUGAACAUUCAUCAGGGAACUUUCCUGAAGUUUAGCUCAAGACGACCUGCUGUGUUUGUGAGAAGAGCAGAACCACACCCAGGUGCAAUCUUGGCCACACUUACCUACAUGAGGAGUGACCCAGAGGACACACUUCUUCUUUGGUGUCUGAGGAGUGUGAACUGUUGGGGACAGUUAAGACCCAGAGUAACUCUCCCAGAAGAAAACUGUUUGCCUUUCAACCUUGUUUUACAGUUCUGCAGUAUAACGGAGGAUGGGCGACAUGCAUGUGCAGGCUCACACUCCCAGGCCUCUGACAUGAGGGACAUGUGACCCAGUGUCAUUCAGUAUUUUGUUGAAAAGACAUUUUUAUUCUGAUUAUUUGAAAACUCUUUAAGUUCAUGAUAUAUAAAGUGAUUUACUGUAUUAUACUUUCUCUUUUUUUAUAUGUCUAACAAAAUAUACAGCUCCAACAUUUUGAUUCUUGUUAAUUUUGUUCUUUAAUUAAAUGACUACUUAUUGCAGGAAAUUAA